AUGGCACAGACAGCACGAGGCCUGUCCUCGAUCCGUCAGAAGUUACCCACAGACGUCGUGAUACUAUCCUCACUACGAACACCAGUGACGCGAGCAUACAAAGGCGGCUUCCGCUCAGCCUACGAUCAUGAACUACUAUCACACGUCCUCAAAGCCACGCUAGCAGCAAAUCCGAACCUCCAUCCCUCACUGAUAGACGACGUAGCUGUCGGCGUCGUACUGGCCGAGCUAGGAGGAAGCAAAGCUGCCCGAAUGGCCCAGCUGCACGCUGGGUUCUCAGAUAGAACAGCUCUGCACACAAUCAACCGUGCCUGCAGCUCCGGCCUCGCAGCUGUCACCUCGAUCGGCAACAUGAUCGCCUCAGGCCAGAUCUCCGUGGGCGUGGGUGCUGGCAUGGAAUCCAUGACACGAAACUAUGGCAGUCGUGCCAUUCCAGAAAAUCUUUGGGAAGAGCUUCGGAUGUCCCCUCGGCAAGAUGCACAAGACUGCAUCAUGCCCAUGGGACUGACCUCAGAAAACGUUGCGAAACGAUACAACGUCAGUCGAGCAGAUCAAGAUGCCUUUGCGGCUGAGUCGCACAAGCGUGCCUCACACGCCCAGAAGACUGGCCUGUUCGACGGUGAGAUUGUGCCAGUCUCCGUCUUACAAUCGAACCUAGAGAACCCGGAGGCACCUCCGACUGAGAAGAUCACCGUGAGCCAAGACGACGGCAUCCGGCAUGACAUCUCUGUCGAAAAGAUGGCCAAGCUGAAGCCCGCGUUCGCGAAGGAUGGGUCGUCCACGGCCGGGAAUAGCAGUCAAGUGAGCGACGGUGCUGCUGCCACGCUGCUCAUCAGACGAUCCACCGCCAAUGAAUUGGGGCUGUCUAGCUCUAUCAUCGGUAAAUGGGUUGCGACUCAAACUGUAGGGUGCAAGCCCGAUGAGAUGGGAAUAGGGCCCGCAGUCGCAAUUCCAAAAUUGCUCGAGUUCACGGGCACGAAGACGGAUGAUGUGAGCGUAUGGGAAAUCAACGAAGCUUUUGCCAGUCAAGCUCUGUACUCGAUAAGAAAGCUGGGUUUGGAGAACGAGAUGGACAAGGUGAAUCCAAGGGGUGGCGGUAUCGCGCUGGGUCAUCCGUUGGGCAUGACGGGCGUAAGGCAGCUGGCGACGCUGAUGCCGCAGCUGAGUGAAGGAGAGGUUGGUGUCGUGAGCAUGUGCAUAGGCACAGGCAUGGGUAUGGCAGGCAUGUUUGUCCGGGAGUAA
This is a messenger RNA of Cyphellophora attinorum, 1242 nucleotides long. Its product is annotated as 3-ketoacyl-CoA thiolase, peroxisomal. Gene Ontology annotation, biological process: phenylacetate catabolic process; fatty acid beta-oxidation. Bases 1 to 1242 code for a protein of 413 amino acids. NCBI's taxonomy places the organism in Eukaryota, Fungi, Ascomycota, Eurotiomycetes, Chaetothyriales, Cyphellophoraceae. The transcript has a single exon. The record is from RefSeq and is a predicted model, not a curated record. Gene Ontology annotation, molecular function: acetyl-CoA C-acyltransferase activity. Gene Ontology annotation, cellular component: peroxisome.